AUGGUUCUGGCGCUGCGGAGCAUGGCAGGCAACACGAUCGUGCUCUGGGUUGCUGCCGCCUGCAGCCUGCAGCUCUUCUGCUCCUCGCUCUCGGGGGUCAAAGCAAUCGGCGUCAACUACGGCAUGAUCGGCAGCGACCUCCCGUCCCCGGACAAGGUGGUGGCGCUGUACAAGUCCCGCAACAUCACCGACGUCCGGCUCUUCCACCCGGACACCUCCGUCCUCGAGGCCCUCCGCGGCUCGGGCCUCGGCGUCGUCCUCGGCACUCUCAACGAGCACCUCGCCCCGCUCGCCUCCGACGCCGCCUUCGCUGCGUCCUGGGUCCAAUCCUACGUGCAGCCCUUCGCCGGCUCCGUGCAAUUCCGCUACAUCAACGCCGGCAACGAGGUCAUCCCGGGGGAGUCCGCCGCGCUCGUGCUCCCCGCCAUGCAGAACCUCGAGGCCGCGCUCCAGGCCGCGGGGCUCAGCAGUGUGCCGGUAACAACCGCCGUGGCGACGUCCGUGCUGGGUUCCUCGUACCCGCCGUCGCAGGGCGCCUUCUCCGAGGCGGCGCUGCCGGCGGUCGAGCCGAUCCUCUCCUUCCUCAAGUCGAGGGGCACGCCGCUGCUGGUGAACGUGUACCCGUACUUCGCCUACUCGGCCGACCCGUCGUCGGUGCCGCUCGACUACGCGCUACUGUCAUCGUCGGCCACCGUCGCCGUGACGGACAACGGGGUGGAGUACGCCAACAUGUUCGACGCCAUCCUCGACGCGGUGUACGCGGCGGUGGAGAAGGCGGGAGGUGGGGAGAGCCUCGAGCUGGUGGUGUCCGAGACCGGGUGGCCGUCGGGCGGCGGCGGGUAUGGCGCCAGCGUGGAGAACGCGGCGGCCUAUGUCAACAACCUGGUCCGGCACGUCGGCCGCGGCACGCCGAGGCGGCCAGGGAAGGCCGUGGAGACGUACAUCUUCGCCAUCUUCAACGAGAACCAGAAGCCCGAGGGCGUGGAGCGGAACUUUGGGCUCUUCCAGCCGGACAUGAGCGAGGUCUACCACGUCGACUUCUCGGCGGCUUCUUCCUAGACGACGACGGCCCGGCCCGGCCGGCUGCUGCAUGGAUCAUAUGUAUAGCGAUCGUUCUCUAGUUAGGAGUUUAUAGGAGUUAAUUACAGUACCGCUGCUUAUUUUGGAGU
Messenger RNA from Lolium rigidum, 1169 nucleotides. RefSeq names its product putative glucan endo-1,3-beta-glucosidase GVI. Gene Ontology annotation, cellular component: plasma membrane. The record is from RefSeq and is a predicted model, not a curated record. The coding region runs from base 1 to 1059 and encodes 352 amino acids. NCBI's taxonomy places the organism in Eukaryota, Viridiplantae, Streptophyta, Magnoliopsida, Poales, Poaceae. Gene Ontology annotation, biological process: carbohydrate metabolic process. The transcript is spliced from 2 exons. Gene Ontology annotation, molecular function: hydrolase activity, hydrolyzing O-glycosyl compounds.